This is a messenger RNA of Benincasa hispida (wax gourd), 1800 nucleotides long. RefSeq names its product MAK16 protein-like protein. Gene Ontology annotation, cellular component: preribosome, large subunit precursor; nucleolus. Lineage: Eukaryota; Viridiplantae; Streptophyta; Magnoliopsida; Cucurbitales; Cucurbitaceae. The record is from RefSeq and is a predicted model, not a curated record. Gene Ontology annotation, biological process: maturation of 5.8S rRNA; maturation of LSU-rRNA.
UAUUUUCAUUUAAAUUUAUAUUUUAACUACCCAAGCUCUCUUUUCCUAGACCUAUUUUCGCGUUCUGACGGUCAGCCACCGCCCCCAUUGCACCACGCCCCGCCGCCGCCGUUCCUGCCCGACGCCGUCUCAGCUCCUGCCGCCGCACGCUGCACUUUCAGCCUGCCGACGAAAUUGUGGCCGACCCCUCCCUCCCACACUGAGCAAUCAGAGUUACUUAUCUCUGCCUUCUUCUCAGAAACACAGUGGUUCAGCCCCUAAACCCUAGGGUUCAAACAGGGGUAACUAUUCCACUGAGAACAACCUUCAUUCUCCAUCGUUUCAUAAGUUUCAUAGUAAAAGAUGCAGCACGACGAAGUAAUAUGGCAGGUCAUCCGCCACAAUCACUGCAGUUUCAUGGCCAAGAUUACAACUGGGAAAUUCUGUAGAAACCCUUACAAUGUUACUGGGAUAUGUAAUCGGAGUUCAUGUCCUUUGGCUAACAGUCGCUAUGCUACUAUUCGUGACCAUGAUGGAGUUUUCUAUCUUUAUAUGAAAACAAUUGAAAGAGCUCAUAAGCCAAAUGAGUUGUGGGAAAGAGUUAAGUUGCCCAGAAAUUAUGAGAAGGCACUGGAAAUUAUAGAUAAACAUCUGAUGUAUUGGCCUAAGAUACUUGUACACAAGACAAAGCAACGAUUGACUAAAAUGACCCAAAUGCGGAUUCGAAUGAGGAAGCUUGCUUUGAAAACAAGGGAGAAAAUAAUGACAACACCCAGGAAGGAGAUUAAAAGAGAAGCCAGGAGGGAGCAGAAGGCUGAGAAAGCAGCAUUGUUGGAUAAGAGCAUUGAAAAGGAACUACUGGAACGUCUUAAAAAAGGAGUGUAUGGUGAUAUAUACAACUAUCCUGUCGAAGCAUAUAACGAAGUUCUUGAAAUGGAAGAAUUGCAGGCUGCCAGUGAAGAGGAGGAGGAACCUGAAAUUGAAUAUGUUGAAGGGUAUGAAGAAUUAGAAGAAGAAGAAGAUAUGGAAGAUUUUGGCGGUCUUGCAAUCCAUAAUCCAGAAGCAGAUGAAGAUAGUGGUAAUGCAGAUGGACUAGAUGAAGACCUUGAAGACAUAGACAUUCCUCACAAGAGAGGAAAAAAGGAGUCUACUACUUCUUUGAGGAAGCUCGAGAAAGAUGCCCGUGCCAAACUGAAGAAGAAAGCGAGGGUUAUAGUUGAGGUUGAGAAUGAAGAAGCUGAUGAGCGGCAAACAACAGUCCAUUAGAAUGUUCCUUGGCAGCAGGAGUUGUACAAGAGGAGGCUAAAGAGAGGUUCCAAGGAAAAGCCAUUUUCCAUUGUAAUGAGACAAGUUGCGGGAGUGGUAAGAGUUUUGUUAAUUAACAAUUCAAUUUUGCUGUCUCAAGAGGAAAUGCAUUCAUUAGGUCCAAGGAAACACAUACAGCAUUUUCCUUCUCCGAGGGUUUACCUACCAGUCAAGGUUUCACAAAUUAAGGCCUUUUUAUUUAUUAUUAUUAUUAUUAUUAUUUUCAAUUUCUCAUUUUUGUUUCGGUUAUUGGAGCACACUUCAAAUCCCAUCCUCAAAUUUUCAUCGAUACGCAUGCUGUUGUAUCUUUUGUCAUAAUUAUGGAACUUGCAUUGCAGAUACAAAAAUUCAAAAACUAGAUAGAUAGAUAGAUAGAAUCAAUCAUGAAACAUGCUCUGUUGGGAUUGGCAUUUCAUGGCAUUGUAUUGUUAAUAAAAGGUGCACCAGCCCUCCAGAAAAUGACAGUCCUGGUUUUGAAAAAUCUGAUUUCUUGAUACAAUAUAAUGUUAAAAACCA